Messenger RNA from Mytilus trossulus (common blue mussel), 1520 nucleotides. Its product is annotated as complement C1q tumor necrosis factor-related protein 4-like. Gene Ontology annotation, molecular function: protein binding. Bases 125 to 1441 code for a protein of 438 amino acids. Lineage: Eukaryota; Metazoa; Mollusca; Bivalvia; Mytilida; Mytilidae. The record is from RefSeq and is a predicted model, not a curated record. The transcript is spliced from 6 exons.
AACAUGACGGCCUUGCCAUGGUCUGUAAGUACACACAAGGAACAGUUCAUUGGAAUAAGGUUAUCAUGUUGACCUCUUGGAAGUGACUUUAGAACAUGUUUCUUAGUGUACUAGAAUAUUCAAUAUGCUUUUAUGGAUUUUUUGUGCAGCUAGUUUCGGAGUAGCUUACGGCCAAGACGUUUCUGUAUUCACAAAAGGUUUUGACAACGAUGGACAUGUUACAAAAGGAACAAUAGUUUCCUAUUCAAAAGACAUUACCAAUUUCAAUGCUAAGUUUACAAGUGAUGGUAAGUUCCAUGUCCAAGUUCCAGGAAUAUAUGUCUUCCAUUUCUACGCAUUAAGUUAUACCUCGUCUGAUACAAAUUUGAUGAAGUUAUACCGGAAUGGUAUUUACCUUGUCUCUAUUUACGAUGACGAGCAAAAGCAUAAUUCUGAUGCAGCUGGGAACACAGUAAUACUUCAGUUGGAAAAAGGAGAUACUGUAUACGUCCAGGCCUCAGAUCACAAUAGCUUCAAUGUGUAUGGUAGGGCUGCUGAAAUAUACGCCACAUUCACUGGAGGACUUAUAUUUUCUGGAAGAUCAAGUGCUUCAAACCCUGUAGCCAUGACAGCCGGAAUUACUAAAGACGUAUCCCUUCCCAACGGUGGCACUGUUGUCUUUGAUAAAGUCUUCACAAACCUUGGAAAUGGAUAUGAUAGCACAACGGGAUAUUUUGUGGCACCGACAGAUGGAGUUUUCUUGAUUCAUUACUUUGCACGUUCACAGUCUGGACAUAAAAUAUUCCUAGAUUUAUAUAAGAAUACCAUAUAUGUAAAUUCGGCAUGGGGGCAACUGACGCAUCAGGCGAACGCAGGAAACAGUGCUAUAUUGGACAUGAGAACUGGAGACAAAUUGAGUAUCCGUAGCCGUUCCGGAGACGCCGUCGCUUUGUCUGGACAGCCUAAUGCUGUAUACUGCACAUUUUCAAUUAUGAAAUUAUCUGAACAGAACACUGCACCAUCAGGUCCUCACGCCAAUCAGAUUCAAGCCUUUUCCGCAGUUUUAACAAAAAAACAAAACGAAGGACGACAUACAACAAAAGUUGUUUGGGAUAAGUUGUACUCCAACCAUGGCGGCAAUUUCAAUAUAAGCACAGGUAUUUUCACUGCGUCGGUUCCAGGUGUUUAUAUCUUUAGCUAUCAUGCUCUUUCACAGGAAGGCCAACCGAUGUGGCUGGAACUAUAUCAUAAUUAUGUGUAUGUUAAUUCCUUAUAUGGCAGUGGUCAUUUUUUCUCUUACGGGAGCAAUAGCGCAGCGUUGAAACUUGCACCUGGGGAUAUUGUUUAUAUCGACAUGAAAAAUCACAAUACAAGAUUAUUUGGUGCAGCUGACGAAAUAUAUGGUUCAUUUUCGGGAUACCUACUUGUUCCAAUGGACGGAACAUCAAUUGCAGGAAGAUAAUUUACUUUUGUAACAAAAAUGAUUCGUUUUGGUAGGUUUUCUUUGAACAUUGUUAAUAGACGAAUCAAAAGGAAUAACA